Molecule: messenger RNA, 3986 nt
Organism: Aedes albopictus (Asian tiger mosquito)
Lineage: Eukaryota; Metazoa; Arthropoda; Insecta; Diptera; Culicidae
Product: zinc finger protein 84-like
Exons: 12
Coding region: 579-3785 (1068 amino acids)
Biological process (GO): regulation of transcription by RNA polymerase II
Cellular component (GO): chromosome; nucleus
Molecular function (GO): chromatin insulator sequence binding; zinc ion binding
Source: RefSeq, a predicted model, not a curated record
AGAUCAGCGAUAGAACGAAAGAGACAAUAAGUGGUUCGCAAUGUUUUUUCUGCGCCACCUGUAACUGUACCUCAUUGCGCUCAAAUGUCAAAACUGUUUCUUCUUUUUCCUUUAUGCAUGCGACUACGAAGUUGCCGAAUGUGCGUGAAAGUUUACCUACGAAAAAACGAGAGGGAAAGAUUUUUUGCUUUUUCACGCACAUUCUGAUAGUACCUUACGAGGUUUUUCAUUAGUGCGACAAAGAGUUGGAAUCUCUUUCAACUUCGUAGCCGCGAAUAGUAUUUGUCCUGUUUUGUGUUGCCUUCACAUAUGCUUGUGAUAUGAAUUUUAAGCGUGGUUUAACAACAAAAACAAACAACCAAAGCAACGGAUGUGUCUUUAAAUUUGUGAAUUGUUGUGUUGCUCACUGCAUUUAAUGCAAUAUAAAUUAAAUAUAAGAAUAGUCGCUGCAUAUAUCAAAAGGUUUGAGUGAUCAAAAGAGAGAAAAGUAGAAGACAUAGUUUUCACCUGAAUUUUGGCAGAUUAUCUGUAGUUUCAGAUUCUAUUACGAUAUACGAGAAAAGUGCUCUUAAUGGGAUAUGGCUUCGAAAGCAACCAAAUCAAAGUUAGACAAUCCACAAAACGUAAACCAGACAUGCCGACUUUGUAUGGGGGAGAAGUCCCUGCAAAAUAUUGUCAACCACAAGAAGCUUCAUCAAUGGAUUUCAGAUUUUCUCUCCAUAAAGAUUUCCAGUCAAGAUGGGAUGAGUCAAGCCGUCUGCGCUAUAUGUCGAAAAAUGUUGUUUAAAUUCUACGAGUUUUCAAUACGCUGCAAGGUAGUACAAGGUGUAUUGCAAGCUAAGCUACGGAGUGAAACUACACGAAAGGCUAAGGAAACUGAAUGCCAAAUAUGUCAUAAGAUAUACAAAACGGAAAAACACCUCAUCGAUCACAUGAGAUACCAUGGGCCAAAAAAUCAUGUGUGUACGACCUGCGGAAAAGCGUUUACAAGACGACAUCAAUUGGAUAAACACGUGAAAACUCAUUCAAAACAGAAAGUUGAGGUUCAACCUAUUCCUCAGUUGGAAGAAAGGACGAUUACUGUACAAGAAGGUUUUAAAUCAAAAGCUGAACACUGCGAGGCAGAUGAUUUAACAAUGGGUACGCAAAAACAGCUCGAAGAUACUGAGUCAGUAGCAAAUGAAACAGGGCAAUUGAGUGAAAGUUAUAGCGAUAUAAUGCUACAAAAAGAUGACAUAAAAAUAGAAAUAAUUCAGAUAGAUUCGUCCCUUUUGAACGACCGUGAAGAUAUUUUAGAUGAAAAUGCUCAAGAAGUAGGAGACGAAGACGGUCAAUUUGUCAUUGAGGAUAUUAUUGUCAUAGAACAAGUGAAAAUAGAGCCCCAUCCAGAUGAUAAUGUAGUAACGUUCCCUGACGAGACGUUUACAAAAAUGAAUGAAGACAACGAAGACGAGACGAUCAAUCAAAAUGAGAAUAGUCCACAGUAUGACUCCAGAAUGGCUGAAAGCUCAAAUUUCAACAAAAAUAUCACUGUAGAAACAGAUGCCACAAACGACAAUGGUGGGAAUGGGAAUGGAUAUGCGUGCUCAAAAUGUGAUCGCUCUUUUAAACGACAAUGCCAAUUGAAAAAUCAUAUGGCUAAUCACGAAAAAGCUGAAGAUUCCAAUGAUGCUUAUGAUGAAGCCGAGGAAAAUGCAUUGAAUGAGGAUGAUGCAGAAUCAUAUCAGGCAGAAAAUGAAGAUACUGAAGAACACGAUUCAAAUGACGACAAAACAACAACUGAGGGAACCCAUCCAUUGACAACUAAUAAUAGUGCUGUAAAGGAUGGAUUUGAAUGUAAUAUUUGCCACAAGGUAGUAUCGGAUAAGAGGAAGUUAAAGGAUCACAAAAGGAGUCAUAAACCCAAAGAUCAUGUAUGCUCUAUUUGUGAAAAACCAUUCGUGAGACGACCUGUUAUGUUGAGGCACAUGCUGACCCAUGUAUCACGACCUAAAUAUCAACGAAAAAAGCCAGUGAUAGAAGAAGGACCAUUUCAGUGUGAUAUGUGUCAAAAGGAGUUUAAAAGCAAAAACAAACUUCAUUGCCAUAACAUGAAAGUGCAUGGGCCAAAGAAGCACGAGUGCAACAUUUGCGGAUCCAGAUUUAUAGAGCGUUUUACUCUGAAAAUGCACCUGAAAUCACAUGCUCGAUCUCGCGAUAGGGAGGAGGACUUUCAGCAGUUUAAACAAAUGCUUCAGAUGAACACAUCUUCUAAUCCAGAUAACGGUGAGAAAGGAACUGGAGCAGGUUCUACCACAUCGUCCCAAACCAUACAAAACUCAGGCGAGUUGGCGUUAGAAUGCGUGAAAUGCCACAAGGCGUUUAAAACUCAGCGCGAUUUAUUAAGACACUACAAAUACAAUCAUGUGCCAAAAAAUCGCCUUUAUUGCACUAUGUGCAGUUUGGUAUUUGUGACAAGGAAACGAUUGGAACUUCAUAUGUUAAAACACCAACAAGAAAAUGACAGCUCUCAGUCCAAAAUGGCGGAAAACUUGAGCGAAAUCGACACGGACAAGGUUGUCAAGCAAACGAUAGCAUCAGUACAACACACAGGAUCUACUGAUCAGCAAAUACAGGAUAAUAAAGACAUUGCUAAAGCUAUACCAUUCCAGUGCAAUAUAUGUCAAAAGCAGUAUGAAACUAGGCUAAAAUUAUAUUUACAUCAUAGAGCAGUGCAUGGUCCGAAGAAUCAUAACUGUCUUAUUUGCGCGAUUUGUUUUGCCACCCGACUAGAGCUAAAAAAGCACUUGUGUACGAAGCAGCACAUGAGAAAAUUACAAGAGGCACUUGGGAAAAAGUCAGCUGCCGGGUCAACUAAAGAUUCUGAAAAGGAUCCUAAGGGAGAUAUAAUGGAAACGAACGAUCCACUGCUACUAACAAAAGAAGUAGCCUCCAGCAUUCAGCAAGAGGUGCAGUGUGAUGUGUGUCUCAAGUUUUAUCCGAAUAAGUGGAGAUUGCGCAAUCACAAGAGAUACCAUGGACCCAGGAUUCAUAAAUGCACUAUUUGUGACAGAGGAUUUGCAAUGAGGGAUUUCAUGUUGAGACACAUGCAAACACAUAAAUCAGACAACAAACGCAAACGGCUGAAACCCUUAUUAGAAGGUGAAACAAUUAAGUGUGAUUUCUGCCCAAAGGAGUUCAAAAACUUUGCAACAUUAUGGAGCCACAAGAAAAGAACCCACGGACCAAAAAAUCAUGAGUGCCAUAUUUGCGGUUUCAGAUAUUCCCAAAAUUACAUACUGAAAAAGCAUUUGGAAAUGCACACCCGACAUGGCGACAGUGCUGAGGACUAUCGUUUGUUGAAACAAAUGCAAGACAAGAGGAAAUCAACAGUUCCAGUUCCGCAAAUCCGGAUGAAUAAUGAAGGACCACUGGAGUGUUCUAAAUGUCAUAAAAAGUUCAAAAAUCAAAAACUUCUAGGACUGCACUACAAAUUUCGCCACAUUUCGAAAAACAUCCGAAAGUGCCAUUUGUGCAACAAAUUCGUAACAAUCGUUCGUUUUGAAAAACAUAUGCGUACGAAACACAAGAACGAAGAUGGUACCACUCGAUCCCCAGAGUGUGAUAUAUGUGAUGCAGUUUUCCCAACUUACGAUCAACUGGAGAAACACAUGGAAAUUCAUGGCCCGAAGAAAUAUGACUGCAAAAUAUGCGACAAAUCAUUUAAAGCAUCGAGACUUUUGGUGAAACAUUUGAAAUUUCAUGAGAAUAACACGGGCGAUAAGGAAGAAAACAAUCAAGACUAGUGGAGAAAGCAAGAAAUUGAUACGAAUCUCAUGAAUCAAAGAUUAUUAUAUAGAGGGGAGAGCGACACUAGUUUUUCCAACCCCAAAAAAGGCGAAAAAAGUAAAAAAAAAGCCACAAAAUUUUUGCGGGUUUUAGCGACUUUUUUCGGCGUUUUUUGAGGUUUUUUGGCUUGGCAAAACUAGUGUGGCUCCCCCUGUUAU